AUGGAGGAUACAAGCUUAAUCUCCAGCGUCGAUGUGGAUAAAGGGUUCGCCACUGGUUUUGUUGUUCUUAUGUGCGUGUUCCUGAUUGUAAUGACAGUUCGGUGUGCCAAGCUAGUAAUAGACCCUUUUAAGGCAAUCCCCACAUCCACUUGGCAGGAGGAAGACAUCUAA
Trichosurus vulpecula (common brushtail) is the source of this 171-nucleotide messenger RNA. It is a transcript of the gene CTXND2, whose product is annotated as cortexin domain containing 2. The transcript has a single exon. Lineage: Eukaryota; Metazoa; Chordata; Mammalia; Diprotodontia; Phalangeridae. Bases 1 to 171 code for a protein of 56 amino acids. The record is from RefSeq and is a predicted model, not a curated record.